CUGGCAUCGGAUUCUGCUGCUGCUGCUACAAGCACCCUGGUGACCACGGCGUCGCUGCUGCAGGAGGUCCACGACUGUGCUGUCUUGACCUACCCUCGCAGCGUGAACGACAUUCAUGCUGUCGGAAACGGCAAACCUGUAUCUUUGAAUACCGGCGCGUGAAUGCAUUCCCACAGUUUUCUGGAUUUUUGCAUUGGCACCAACGCUGCAACAUGGCAUCGACGGCCGCGCUCCUCGCCGACCCCGAAGCGCUCUCCAACUACCUCAAGACCAAGAUCCGCACGAUCCCGGACUUUCCCAAGCCCGGCUCGGACUUCUGGGACGUGACGACGCUCGUGCUCGACCCCGAGGCCUUCCAGAUCACGAUCGACGCCUUUCUCCAGCGCUACAAGGACAAGGGUAUCACGCAUGUUGUGAGCUGCGAGUCGCGCGGCUUCAUCUUUGGGGCGCCGCUCGCGCUCGCAUUGAAGUGCGCAUUCGUGCCCGUUCGCCGCGCGCGCAAGCUGCCGGGCCACGUCAUUGGGAUCGACUACACGUCGGGCUUUUACCACGGUCGCUUCGAAGUGCAUGACGACGCAAUCCCCAAGGGCAGCCGCGUCGUCCUCAUCGAUGAUCUCGUCGCCACGGGCAACACGCUGCUGGUCACGUGCCAGCUCAUGCAGCAGCUCGGCGCCGAGGUCGUCGAGUGUGGCUGCGUCGUGUCCUCGUCCAAAGUCCACAAGCAAGAUGCGGGCCACGUCAAUGCGAUUGUGCUGCACCAGCCCGAGCACAAGAUCAACGCCACGGGGCCGACGGUCUUCAGCUUGACGUCGUAUACAGUCGAAGACCACAGCUAAACGCAGCACGCGCUUUUAACAACCACUUGAACGUACGACGACCUCGUCGGAGGGCCGUCCUUUGAAGCACAGACACUUGACUCCAUAAUGGGUCCAUUGGCAACGCCAAACAGUAUUUCACGG
This is a messenger RNA of Saprolegnia parasitica CBS 223.65, 959 nucleotides long. RefSeq lists its product as hypothetical. Gene Ontology annotation, biological process: adenine salvage. Lineage: Eukaryota; Oomycota; Saprolegniomycetes; Saprolegniales; Saprolegniaceae. The transcript is spliced from 5 exons. Gene Ontology annotation, molecular function: adenine phosphoribosyltransferase activity. Gene Ontology annotation, cellular component: cytoplasm. The record is from RefSeq and is a predicted model, not a curated record. The coding region runs from base 213 to 836 and encodes 207 amino acids.